This is a messenger RNA of Colletotrichum lupini, 288 nucleotides long. RefSeq lists its product as uncharacterized. The record is from RefSeq and is a predicted model, not a curated record. The transcript has a single exon. NCBI's taxonomy places the organism in Eukaryota, Fungi, Ascomycota, Sordariomycetes, Glomerellales, Glomerellaceae. The coding region runs from base 1 to 288 and encodes 95 amino acids.
AUGAACAAGCUUGCGCCAAGCCCAGCCCGCAACUUAUCUGCCAGACCUCCAAUGGACCCUCCGUCGCCAAUCAUCCAACAACGUGCUCGUCAGACCGCCUCGCAACGGCCCAACCAAGACAUCAACCCAAGUUACCCAACACAUCGCCCACGCCUUACCUUUACUUGCUUUCGCUCUCGUCUUGAAAAGACAGCCGCUCAAAUUUGUUCAAAUCUAUGCACUGAAAUGUCCUGCCUUGGCUAUGAGCAAAGCCCGGCCACGCCAUGCGUGCACUUACAUGGCAAAUAG